AUGUCGGGCAACCUGGACAUCCAUGUGCAAAAGAAUGAAGUUGAACCUCUGCUGUUCCUGACUGGCCUCCUGCUCAUCAUCGGCCCGAGGAAGAUGUUUUCCUUCUUCUUCCAGAGGCAUAAGCUCAAAGGGACCAGCUUCUUCCUGGGGGGUGUGGCCAUUGUGCUGCUGCGCUGGCCCCUCCUGGGCAUGCUCCUGGAAGCCUAUGGAUUCCUUAGCCUCUUCAAGGGAUUUUUCCCUGUCGUCUUUGGCUUCCUAAGCAAUGCCUCUGACAUCCCCUUCCUGAGCACGCUGUUCCGGAGGCUUCAAGGCACCAGCUCAAUGGUCUGAACAGCAGAGACGAGCUCCUUGAACUUGGAUCAUUGGUUGAGGGGCUUGGAAAGGAAAUGGGGGCGCCCCCACUCUGCAGUGACUCAUCUCCCCAUCAUCCCCAGCCCUCGCCAAGUCCAGAAGGAAGAACAGAGUUGAAUGACUGACCUCAAAUUCCAAGCCAACUCAAAGGCUGUUGCCGUGGGGAAGGGCACAGAUCUGGGGCCCCACCACAACCGGACCGGGGCUGGUAUCACAUCCUGCCUUGUAUUUAUGGGAGGAAAGCAAAGAUUAAAUCCCCAAGCUGUGA
Molecule: messenger RNA, 619 nt
Organism: Suricata suricatta (meerkat)
Lineage: Eukaryota; Metazoa; Chordata; Mammalia; Carnivora; Herpestidae
Gene: GOLT1A
Product: golgi transport 1A
Exons: 4
Coding region: 1-330 (109 amino acids)
Biological process (GO): retrograde transport, endosome to Golgi; endoplasmic reticulum to Golgi vesicle-mediated transport
Cellular component (GO): membrane; endoplasmic reticulum
Source: RefSeq, a predicted model, not a curated record